Messenger RNA from Coffea arabica (coffee), 1946 nucleotides. RefSeq names its product transcription factor MYB1-like. Gene Ontology annotation, cellular component: nucleus. Lineage: Eukaryota; Viridiplantae; Streptophyta; Magnoliopsida; Gentianales; Rubiaceae. Gene Ontology annotation, biological process: regulation of DNA-templated transcription. The record is from RefSeq and is a predicted model, not a curated record. Gene Ontology annotation, molecular function: DNA-binding transcription factor activity, RNA polymerase II-specific; RNA polymerase II cis-regulatory region sequence-specific DNA binding.
CCAUCGGAAAACCCCAAAAAGAAGAAUAAAAAGGUGACUAAUGAUUUACAGUACCGGUGAAAAGUAAAAACGGAAACCACGAGACCGCUUGAAAAGUUUUGCCCGCACUUUUGUUCACGCUUAAAACAUUCCUGCAAACGCAGUUUGGUAGUGGUCAGCAGCUCGCCGCUGACGACGUAUUUGUGCUUUCAAUUUAACUCAACAAAAUUAGUACUUCUUUUUUGGGGAAAACUUGGAAAAAGAAAUAUACGACGAGAUGCAAGUUGUAACCGCUAAUGACGGAAGCGCCAAUGUCAUCACGUCGGAAAAGCGAGACUCCGACGACGGGGAGGAUGGCGUGGUGCUGAUUGAGGAUGGCAGUGGAAGCGGCGGUGUCGGCGGAAGUAGUAGAAGCAGCCAAGCUAACAGUAAGAAGUCACUGGACCGAGUCAAAGGACCGUGGUCGCAAGAAGAGGACGCGAUAUUGGGUCGACUUGUGAGCAAUUUUGGGGCGAGGAAUUGGAGCCUGAUUGCCCGUGGAAUUCCCGGUAGAUCGGGCAAGUCUUGUCGCCUUCGUUGGUGUAAUCAGCUGGACCCAGCCGUUAAGCGCAAACCUUUCACCGAUGAAGAGGAUAGCAUUAUUCUACAGGCCCAUGCUAUCCAUGGCAACAAAUGGGCAUCCAUUGCACGGCUUUUGCUGGGAAGAACUGACAAUGCAAUUAAGAAUCACUGGAAUUCUACCCUGAGGCGCCGUUGCAUGGAUUCUGACAAGUUUAAAUUUGAUUCCAGCCAGGUGAUGGAAGAUGCUAGUGCCGAAAAAUCUAAAGCAUCAUCCAAUGAGACUCUAUCAUGUGGAGAUGUCAACUCGUCAAAGUCCUUGGACAGUAAGGAUGUUAGCUCUAAGGAAAAGAUGGAUGAUGAGCAGCAUGAGAUUAGUACUCAAACUGACUAUCAAUGCAGUUCUGAAGCAGGAGACCCUCCUUCCUUGUUCCGGCCUGUGGCUCGGAUUAGUGCUUUUAGCGUUUAUAGUUCCUUGGAAGUCUUCGAAACCUCAUUGCCAAGUGCAAGGCUGGCUCACUUUGAAGGAACACUGGAUCCAGUAUUAAAAUCUGGUAGUGGGAUGAGCAAUUUGUUUCAAGCAGCUUAUGGUGAUCAACUGAUCCCUCAUCAAUGUGGCCACUGUUGCUUUGCAAGUUCUGGUACAGCGGAAUCCAGGACCUCAUUGUUAGGGCCUGAAUUUGUUGACUAUGCAGAGCCUCCAUCCUUCCCAAGCCACGAAUUAGCCACAUUAGCUGCUGAUAUCAGUAAUGUUGCGUGGUGCAAAAGUGGGUUAAAAAAUAACAGUGUGGAAAAUGCAGCUAAUAGCGUAAUGUCUAGUAGAUCUCACUUGCAAAUCAGAGCUCCUGAAGGGAUUAGAAUGUAUGACAGUUUGGAAGAUCGGAAAUGCAGAUUAAUGGGCAUGAUGACUGAACCUGUGACAAGCCCGUGAAGCAGGAGGACUCAGCUGAUAGAUGGUAAUGUUGGAGGUCGAAUUUGAUUUGCUGACUGCAUGACAAGCUUCAAUGGAAUUUGAAGAAUAAAAGGAGCUAGAAUGUGGUUGAAAUAAGCCUGCAGAAAAACUCAUAAGAUUAAUCUCAUGAAUAAGAACUGCCCCUUAAAGAAGCACCCAGAGGAAGUGGUCUGCAUGUGACUUGUUUGACUCGGAAGAGAAGAUGAUGCACUGAUUAGCAACGUUAUUCAUGAUACUGGAGAAAGCGUUUUUCUGAUGUAGUGCCACUGAUUCUAAGGAUUGGCUUCUUUGCCUAAUGUGUUAUUCUUUGCCUGGGUGGUAUGUGAUGAAAGAUAUGGUGAAAAAGUGCCUCCUUUGUCUCUUUUUAGCUCCUGUUUGCUUUCGUAUUUCCUAUUCUUUUCCUGACACCUGGUGUAGUUACAAUUUGAGAACAUGGAGCAGUUUUAUUUUCCUAUAA